This is a messenger RNA of Sinocyclocheilus rhinocerous, 937 nucleotides long. Its product is annotated as chymotrypsinogen A-like. Gene Ontology annotation, biological process: proteolysis. Gene Ontology annotation, molecular function: serine-type endopeptidase activity. The transcript is spliced from 5 exons. The coding region runs from base 1 to 894 and encodes 297 amino acids. Lineage: Eukaryota; Metazoa; Chordata; Actinopteri; Cypriniformes; Cyprinidae. The record is from RefSeq and is a predicted model, not a curated record.
AUGCGUGCAUGGCCCGUUUAUGAUGGCCAUCAAAGCCCCCAUUUCGGUGUGGCGUGCUGGCUCGAUUGGGUGAUUGGACAACUUCCUGUUACGGAGGUUCCUGCCAUUCACAUGCUUCGGGGCCCAAUACAGGAGGACACCAACGGCUCUCUGCAAUCAGAGGAUAUCUCGGCACCUGCAGUUCAGCAGCUUCCAAGCAUAGAACGGUUAAGGCCCCUGGCUGACUAUUGGUUCGUGUGGCGACGCCUGCACGAGAUAUUGCAGUGGGUGCUACAUACCAUUCGACACGGUUACACCAUCCUUUUCCGGAAAGGGCCGCCUCCUUUCAGCGGGGUUAUUUCUACGAUGGUGCGUCCCUGCGAGGCCUCAGCGUUGAGUCAGGAGAUUGUGUCACUCCUAGAGAAAGGGGCUAUAGAAGAAGUCAUCACCCAUCCGCUCUACAACAGGGCAACCUUCAACAAUGACAUUGCUCUGCUGAAACUGUCGGCUCCAGUCACAUUUACUCCCCGUAUCUCUCCUGUAUGUCUGGCUCCAUCAAACACCAACAUCGUGCCUGGAACCCGCUGCUUCACCACUGGCUGGGGCCAGACUGCCACCACAACGAGCCCUGAGAUCCUGCAGCAAACAGUCGUACCCAUCAUUAGUCCUGCUGUGUGCAGGCAGAUCUGGAGUCAGAGCAGGAUCACUGAUACCAUGAUCUGUGCUGGAGCCUCCGGUUCCUCGUCUUGCCAGGGUGAUUCUGGUGGUCCUCUGGUGUGUGAGAGUUCAGGGGUCUGGACUCUGGUGGGCUCUGUGUCUUGGGAAAGAAGCACUUGUGACCCCCGUUUCCCUGCAGUCUACGCCAGCGUCUCCCAGCUGCGCUCUUGGAUCGACAUGACUAUUUCUUCCAACUAGAUCAUCAGUCUGAAUAUUUACUUUCUGUCUUUGAUUCCCUGUU